AUGCGGCAGAAAGAGAACGAUCGGGUUUGGAGUUGCGAUCGGAAAGUUCAAGCUCGGGGUUUCCUCACCCCGCCGCCGACUUGGACGCCGCCGCAUACUCGUGCCCAGCGUCGUCUUUUUCUGCCGCCGCCGUUCUCGGAGAGGAAGAUGGAAUCGCCCGCCGGGAGUUGCAAGCACGACCUCUUCCAUGUCAUUCACAAGGUCCCGGCCGGCGAUUCUCCCUACGUCAAGGCCAAACACGUUCAGUUGAUUGAGAAGGACCCAAGCAGGGCAGUCCCCAUGUUCUGGGCCGCCAUAAACGCUGGGGACAGAAUUGAUAGUGCCUUGAAAGACAUGGCUGUAGUGCUGAAGCAAUUGAACCGGUCUGAAGAGGCAAUUGAGGCCAUCAAAUCCUUCCGCCAUCGCUGCCCUCAAGAAUCGCAGGAAUCCAUUGACAACGUGCUGGUUGAGCUCUAUAAGAGGUCAGGAAGGGUGGAGGAAGAAAUUGAAAUGCUUCAGCGCAAGCUGAAGAACAUAGAAGAAGGAAUGGUGUUCGGUGGGAGAAGGACCAAGGUCGCUAGGUCUCAAGGCAAGAAGAUUCAAAUAACUGUUGAACAAGAGAAGGCUCGAAUUCUAGGGAACUUAGCCUGGGCUUACUUACAGCAGCACAAUUAUGGCUUAGCGGAACAACAUUACAGGAGGGCUCUGUCUCUGGAGCCAGAUAGGAACAAGCAAUGCAACUUGGCAGUGUGUUUGAUGCACAUGAACAAGCUCCCUGAAGCAAGAGCUCUGCUUCAAGCUGUAAGAGCUUCAUGUGUGAACCAACCGAUGGAGGAAUCAUACGCCAAAUCAUUCGAGCGUGCUUAUCAGAUGCUGACGGAAUUCGAGUCCCACCAAUCAAGUGACGAACCUCCUUCUGCUUCAUCUUCUCUGCAAACUCAACCAAUUGGUGAUCACCAUGGCUGGACGGAAAUUCCCUAUUUUGCUGCUGCAACUCCUCCGCCUCAAAGCUUCGGCAUCCUCAUGAAUAGCGGAAGGCAUCGGCCGGGUUCCAGCCAGAAGAAGAAUUGUUAUGCUUCAACCACACCUGUGCUGUUCUCUCAGCCUAGAAGGUGUUUAUUCGGAGGAAAGUGGGGAGCAGAGGAAUUCCAGCCAAUGCGCAGUUGUAGUAGUACCAACCGCGGAGAGCAUCAAGAGUUGAGUGCAGGAGGGAUUGAAGCUACACAGUUAAAAAUGGAGGCUAGUAUGGUCACCCCUCAGCUGAAAUCUCAGCCAAGAUGGGGGACUGUUUCUUCUUCACCUUCACCUGCUGAAGGAGACUGGAGGAAGCCAUGGAGACAAGCUGCUGCAACUGCUGCGGGUACUACUCCUGGCAACAAUGACAGCAAUAAUAUAGUGGUUAAGUUUCCAGUGGGAGAUGUUAUCGUGAUUGAUAGGAAGACUAAUCACAAUGUUGUAUCAGAAACAGAAGCUUCUUCUGUCGAUGUGAAACCAGAGAGCAAGCACAAGAGUUGGGCUGAUAUGGUUGAAGAAGAUGAAGCCGAAGCAGCGCUGGGAAAGCUACCAGUAGCUUGGAAUGGUGAUGAGGAAACGGGAUCUUUGGAUGAGAACUGGGAUGCAAACGUGGCUAAUGACGAUAAGUGCUGUUAUCCAAAGAAUGAGCAGCAAUGUGUCCAAGCUGGUGGAGGUGGUAUAUCGAGGACGACAGCUGCAUCGAGACGUCUGUGCUUCGAUGGAGCUGGGAAGAAUAUGAUCAACACGGCGACUAAGAGAAGAAACCGCCUUCAGGUUUUCAAGGACAUAACCCCAUCUCCAGAUAGUCCACGGGCAUCUUCAGUGGCCAUGUGA
Messenger RNA from Linum tenue, 1827 nucleotides. Lineage: Eukaryota; Viridiplantae; Streptophyta; Magnoliopsida; Malpighiales; Linaceae. The record is from the annotation of a GenBank genome assembly.